Dibothriocephalus latus is the source of this 504-nucleotide messenger RNA. The record is from the annotation of a GenBank genome assembly. Lineage: Eukaryota; Metazoa; Platyhelminthes; Cestoda; Diphyllobothriidea; Diphyllobothriidae.
UGUGAUCCACAGGAGCUGGAGGCAUUCGCGGAGCGCUUCAAGCAGCGUCGAAUAAAGCUCGGCGUGACACAGGCAGACGUCGGGAAGGCUUUGGGACGUCUCAACCUGGCUGGCGUUGGGUCCUUUUCGCAGUCUACUAUUUGUCGUUUUGAGUCUCUCACUCUCAGUCACAACAAUAUGCUUGCACUGAAACCCAUCCUGCAGGCCUGGCUUGACGAAGCUGAACAGGAGGCAGCAGUGCGUCAAAAGAACCCAAGCGCCUUCGAGAUGGAGGAUGAGGACAAGAAACGCAAGCGCACCUCCAUCACUGACCCCGAGAAGCGCUCCCUUGAGGCCUUUUUCGGCAUCCAACCUCGACCGUCUAGCGAAAAGAUUGCUCAAAUAGCGGAAAAGUUGAACUUGAAGAAAAACGUGGUCAGAGUGUGGUUUUGCAACCAGCGACAGAAGCAGAAGCGUAUGAAAUUCUCGACGGCUGGCCUUCUCCACCAGGUUAAUGGAAUUUAA